AUGAUUGGAUUCGGGGUUUUGCUUACCAUCGUAGUCCCCGUUCUUAGCUUUAAAGAUGUUGAUUUAUCAACGUGCACUGUGACUAAGGGGUGCUUACGACCUCCAAUCUGCGUUGACAAUCUAUGUGAAUAUGGAGCGACCUGGCGACUUGUUGAACAAGAUGAAAUCCAGUACAUUGAAUUUGAGCUUUUUGGUGAUAUAAAGUCAAGUAGCGGAUUUAUCUCUCUCGUUUUUUCAAGGGAUCCCUAUUUUGGUGGAGAUGGCUUUGUUGGUUGUUACUACGAUACUGUUGACUUCAAAACCGUCGUUCGAGCGGGUUAUAGACCUGAGGCUAGUGAAUCUAAUCACCUCUAUAAUCCUUCUGACGAUGAGAAACUACUCAUCACUACGGGAGGUGAUCUCGGGAGCUCAUAUGUUGAUGCACAGCACUACCUGCAGUGUCGCUUCAGACGUCGUGUAACUCCUGUGCGAAUGGCAAAUCAGCUUAAGGAUCUGGCGCCACCGAAUGCCUAUUAUCUCAUCAUUCAACGUGGAUCUGACCCGCUGAGAACGAGCUUUGGGCAGCUCUAUCCUGGUGGUGAGGCCACAUCCAACAUCAGUGCUAUCAUAACUUCAAUGAUUGCCUUCUCUGUUGUUAACGCAUUCAGUGGAUUUGAAUCUGUUUACAGACCACUCUACGACCUGACUGUCGGCUACUUGGUGUCGCAUUCUCCGGGAGUGGUGAAAGCACACGGCGCAAUGAUGGUGCUGGCCUGGGUCUUUUGUUCCUCUGUAGGCGUAAUCAUCUCGCGCUAUUAUAAAGAUAUGUGGCCCAAUGCCGGCCUUCUGGGUGAGAGGGUGUGGUUCCAAAUCCACCGCAUCCUCAUGGGCAUAUGUGUGGGUCUCACAUGUCUCGCUGUCAUUCUUGCCUUUGUAUUCUGCCAAGGCUACUCGGCGCUCAAAAUCUACCCGGACUAUAUUCACCCUAUCCUCGGUCUCAUUGUUCUGUGCUUAGCUGUCAUCAAUCCCUUCAUUACCUUCUGCCGUCCACAUCCAAUGCACAAGAACCGACCUUACUUCAACUGGACGCACUUUAUCAUUGGCACAAUAGCUCACGUCCUCUCUAUUCCAACCAUCAUGCUUGGUCUGCGAAUGCCCGCAGCUGGUGUGCAGUUGCGAAGCCUAAACUAUCCGCUCUGGAUCCUUAUCUUUUUCGUCAUCUUCCAGUUCUGUGUUGAACUUACUCUGGAGAUCCAUGGUUGCAUUCAUUACCGACGUAAUAAGCAUAAGAAGAUAACAUACAGAAACGAACUUGAACAGUAUCAAAACGCCGUUCGCGUGGGUGGCGUCCCCAUUCCUCGGCCUGUGGAACCAGAACCUUCUCCACAUCCCAAGCAUAACUUUAACUUCAUCGCCGUUUUCCGUCUUCAAGGGUCGCAUCUUCAAAUACUUCAUGAUCAGCCUUCACGCAACAGUGGCAGCCAUCGUAGCUGUCAUCCUUAUCAUCAUUAUCGCCGUCAACUGAGUAACAAUUGUACGCUGGAAGCACACGCUUCCGACUUCUCUACCUAUCUUAUAUUUUGGUCUCACCUGCAUGAACAACGAUAUGCCACGUCAACACAUACGUCAUAG
This is a messenger RNA of Hydatigera taeniaeformis, 1611 nucleotides long. The record is from the annotation of a GenBank genome assembly. NCBI's taxonomy places the organism in Eukaryota, Metazoa, Platyhelminthes, Cestoda, Cyclophyllidea, Taeniidae.